Messenger RNA from Trichophyton benhamiae CBS 112371, 1224 nucleotides. RefSeq lists its product as uncharacterized. NCBI's taxonomy places the organism in Eukaryota, Fungi, Ascomycota, Eurotiomycetes, Onygenales, Arthrodermataceae. The record is from RefSeq and is a predicted model, not a curated record. Bases 1 to 1224 code for a protein of 407 amino acids. The transcript has 2 exons.
AUGAAUUAUCUCCUUUAUGUUGAACGCGCUGCCGAAAAUCUUCAAUUCUACCUAUGGUACCAGGACUACAUCCAGCGCUUCGCCGCCCUCUCUGAAUCGCAGUGGGCAUUGUCACCGCCGUGGACGGAAGAGCAACGGAAGAGAGUGAUCAGGCUUAACAAUCAAUCGAAAGAGAGAGCAAAGCGUGCCCCUUCUGUUACUGGUGCUUUUGUACCCGCUCCCGCCUUUCCACCUGUUGGAGAAACUGAGCUGGAUGAUUUGACACCUUUUGCAACCCGCCCAAGCAGCUCCCACGUCGACCUUGAAACCAGCAGUAUUACCCGUGGAGACUGGUUUGACUGGGAUGGGGGAUCGAAAGCAGCGGAAUGCCAGGAGUCUAUCGACGAAUCAAGCGCCUUCGACGGUAUCAACCCUCUUGAGCCAUGUAUGACUGCCAGUUCUAUCAAUUACCUAUUGUGCCAACCAACCAUUGCUAACAAGUUACAAUUUUCAGUUACUAUUCAACCACAUCGCAAGGAAAUCAACCGAAUCAUAUCCACCUACAUCUUAGAUAACGCACCCCGGCAGCUGAAUCUCACGUCAAUAGAGCGCAUAAUAGUAAUGCAGGCUCUAUCCGCCACCACCCAUCCAUCCGCCUUUGCCGGCGUAGUCCAAGAAGUCGAAUGGAAUCUACGCCAACAAUCUCACCCGCAAUUCCUCCGAUGGUCUCUAAAUAACAGCAAUAGCAGCCGGCUACUGUGUGCUCGUGUAUUUAGCAUGCUAAUCAUCGCGUGCGGGCUCGCCUUAGCUAUUGUUUUGGUAUUCAGCAAGGUCCAUCGCGGCUGGAGGAUGUUUUCUGCCCUGCUUCUAUUUCCUGGUAUCGCAUCAUUGAUUGCUGCGAUGGAAGGAACCUGCAUGUUAUUUCUUUGUUUUUACAAGCGUCAACUACAUCCCUGGGAGAUAUACGGCGCAACAAAUGAACUUCCAAAGAACUCUUGUCGACUUGAUCGGAGCGCAUUUGAUGCCUUCGGGUCAACGAAUUCCUACGAUAACGAACCUUGGAGACAGAAGAACAAGAAAAGGGGCUUCUUCAGCAAAGUUUUAGAUCCACCAGUGCGAAUUCAAGAUCCAACCCUUUGCCAACUUCAGACCAUGACCAUCAUCCGCUCAACGACACUCGGAACCGCGAUUACCGGUGUGCUCGUUGGCAUUUUCAUGACUUUACCAAAUGGGAACUAUUUCUAG